AUGCAUCCACAAGAAUACCCAGCUAUGCAAGAUUUGGCAGCAAUUGUGACCGUAACAUUUCGUCUGUUGCCUUCRGCAUCAGCAAAGGAGCGUCAACAAGCAUACCUGAGAAAGAGGCGAUUGUCGCAGCUUGUGGGGGAACGAACUACUGGAUCGGUGUACAGAAAUCCUCCUGGCAUGGGAGUUUCAACAGAGAAGGUUAUUGAGAAGGCUGGGCUGAAAGGCUUCAGAGUUGGCAAUGCAGAGGUUUCCAAAGUUCAUGCUAACUUCUUCAUCAAUACCGGCAGCUCAAAUUCUCGAGAGAUGCUUGAACUUAUUGGCUUGGUUAAGGCAAAAGUUAAAAAGGAAUUUGGAAUACAACUCCAAAAAGAAAUACAAUAUGUUGGUCCAUUCUGUAAAUAUUCACUAGUCGUGUCUCUGACCAAAAGCCAUUAG
Messenger RNA from Nelumbo nucifera (sacred lotus), 435 nucleotides. The record is from RefSeq and is a predicted model, not a curated record. Lineage: Eukaryota; Viridiplantae; Streptophyta; Magnoliopsida; Proteales; Nelumbonaceae.